AAACACCACUGUGCAAGAUCGCGAGUGGACUGGUUUUCAUAGUUUCAUUGUUUUCGAAUUGUGCAGUGUAGUGUAGUAAAUAUCAGAGUUUUAAGUCUCAUUCAUACUUGUGGACUUAGCACACCUUCACACAACCUCCGAGAAAAUCAACAGGGAGCGCCAAUUUGAUGAGAGAAAAAGUUGCCUACCUUCGCCUGCUGAAAUGUAUCACCAACAAAAGCCUUUGGAGAUCGAACGCAAACAGGACCAGAUGGCACAAACCUUGCGCAAGUCUGACAAAGCGCAGGAGACCUUUUACCUCAAGACCGGAACCAUGGUAACAGCUGAUGCACAGCGCAAACGCGCCAUGCGACGACUGCUGCAGGACCAGCAAGAGUUGCGGCAAUCGCCGGUCAGCAACGUCUCGGCGGAGCCGUUGGACAUUAACAUAUUCGAGUGGCACUGCAACAUCCGACAGGACGACGCCAUCUAUCACAUGGUCUUGUUUCUGCCUAACAACUACCCGUACGACUCCCCGAGUGCUGAGUUUCUUCCCACAAGCUUCUUGUUCAGCGGAGGAGCCACCAUGACAGGAACAAAAGGCACGAAGGUUUGUUUGAACAUUUUCUCUGACUUUGCAAAAUAUCAUUUGACCGAGUGGACGAAUCAGAAAGGAUACGGUUGGUCGCCUGGUUACACUGUACAGACGGUACUCAUGAAUUUAGUGGCGUUUUUGGCUGAGACAGCCGGAGAACAGCAGAAAACUGCAAACGUCUCCCUCAGCAAGAGUUUCACGUGUCAAGACUGCGGACACACCUACAGCAAGCCUUUCCCAGCACUGGACGCUGAACAAGAAACAUCAGUCAAAGGAAAAGACGGCAUGCUUCUUAAUGAAGAAAGCAAGAAAGUAACUGAUCGAUGCCCAGAAAUUGUUGAUUACAUUUCCAAGCAAAAAUUCAUCCUUAAGCAGUUUGAAUCAAAAUCAGAACUGUUUGGAUACGGACUAUCUGUCUCCGGGCCGGCGCACAGACCCUCCCUGACGACCCCGUGUGAGUUCAUGACUGCUGAGUCGUUCUAUGGGAUGCAGGCGUCUAUGGGCUUUGUGCACAGCACCUUGAAGGAGAAACUGAUGUUCUUUCUGCCCAUGUACAUUCACCCUCUGCAUGGUAACAAAAUACAGGAAACAUUCGAAGAAACAAUAAAAGAAGUCGCAAAAAUACUCCCGUCGGCGGGUAGCCAAACGCCUUUGGAAGAAGCUGUGCUGAAGACGAUUCCUAACCUCAUGGCUGCGACAGUCGUGGAGUUUUCCAAAGGAACCCAACACACAAGCGACAGCUCUCUCACUGGCUAUUUCGCUCUUCACAGACUUCUUUUAUGGGCACUGGAAACUUAUCCGAGCCUUCAGGGAUUGGUGGAUACGAAACUAAAGGAUUUCAUCGAAGGUGAAGAAAAACGGACAAAAUCUGCCUGUCCUCACAUCGGAGAAUGGCUUAUGCUGCUUUCCGCAUCAGAGAAAUAUACAUGGCAGGACGCGUCCGAAGCCUACCUCAGUGAGUCGUUCCGCCGAAAUGUGAUGUGGUACGUCAAGGACGACAGCAACCUGGGUUUUCUGGACACAGACAUGGAGUACAGAUUAUUACACACCUUUCGAAGAACGGAAGUCAGCCGAAAAAUUCUGGCUUUCCAGGUCUUGUUUCUGGCCAUUGCCCAACCAUCGAGCAUGAGCAGGAAAGAGUUGGUGCACCGCUAUGACCAAAAUUAUGGCUUUCCAACAGAGGAAAUGGUGAAAAAGAUGAAAGAAGCCUGUAAUACCAUCAACAACAGCAUGGAUUCGUAUCAAGACUGGUUCAAGGUCUUAAACCUGGAGCCUUGGGAUGACAAAGUGACAUUUGAGAAACUCGUAGAGUCAUUGAAGUACUCCAUUGAAACUAAAGAUUAUCACUGGACAUUACCCAAGACGGCCGGUGGCUGGACCGUGGUGUUAAAGAAGUACCAAGCAGAAGAAAAAGCCAAGAAAGCGGCUGAAGCCAAAGAACGAAUCAAGGACGGAAGAGCAGACAUGAAUGAAGAAUCGCCGGAAACAAGGACGGUUAAGGGUAAAGGGCGCGGCAAGAGGUCAAAAGGAGUCGACGAUCUGGAGUUUGAAGAAAGCGAAGAGGAAAGGGCGGACAGACUAGAGCCACCAGGGAAGCGGCAGAAAGAAGAUGAAGAGAGAAAGGGGAGAGGUCGUGGUAGGAAGCAAGGUCAAGGAGCAAAGUCAGCAACCGUGAAGCCAGGAGGCAAGAAAAGGGGAGGUCGCCGAUCGUGAGAAAAAAAAAACAAAACAAAGAUUGCAACAGAUAUCACAAAAAGUGUUCGGGGCUGGAGGCCGCUUUUAAGAUGUUAGAAUUGUUUAAAAUUGUAAAUGUUUUUGGUAAUCAAAUAUUCAGAAGAAUGAUGUCGAUCUUAAAAAAGAAAUCAUUGUGGAUCUUUAUAAUUAGGACAAAAGUUAGCACUCAUAUAUAUAUAUCAUACACACACAUAUGCACGUAGAGAAACAAACCUUACUUAUGUCGGUAAGGGCGCUCCAAACCAGCAGAUAUGUGAUACAAAAUAGAUGAUCUAAGAUGAUAUGAAAUUUGAUUCAAUUAACUACACGUGCAAACGCACUACUUCCUGCCAAGUGAAGACUAAUUUAGCUCACUGUAUGCAUUGUACGUAUUUCCGAAAGGAAAUGUUUUCUUCUGAUAUUCUGUAGCAGUUUCUUACAGAUCUCUAUCAAGAGAAAAAAAAACAAAACAAGGAAAUGUCCACCAAAAUCAUAAUGCUGUGUGGUUUCAAAUAUAAAGAUGCUAUUAAAGGGAUUCUAAAGGCAAAAUAAAACUGCAUAGAAUCGCGUAAAGAGUAG
Molecule: messenger RNA, 2866 nt
Organism: Pomacea canaliculata
Lineage: Eukaryota; Metazoa; Mollusca; Gastropoda; Architaenioglossa; Ampullariidae
Exons: 9
Coding region: 203-2287 (694 amino acids)
Source: RefSeq, a predicted model, not a curated record